This is a messenger RNA of Tripterygium wilfordii, 1855 nucleotides long. RefSeq names its product cytochrome P450 CYP749A22-like. The transcript has 5 exons. Bases 44 to 1609 code for a protein of 521 amino acids. Gene Ontology annotation, molecular function: iron ion binding; monooxygenase activity; heme binding. NCBI's taxonomy places the organism in Eukaryota, Viridiplantae, Streptophyta, Magnoliopsida, Celastrales, Celastraceae. The record is from RefSeq and is a predicted model, not a curated record.
AAAAGAAGCAACCCUGUAAAAUUGUGUAGAAACCAACAACAAAAUGAUUCCACAACAAAGCCUAGCAAUCCUUCUUUCAAGCUCUCUUUUAUUGUACCUUGUCUUCAAUUUGAUCAAGUUUCUGCACAAAGUAUGGUGGACUCCAUUCCGGAUACAGUCUCUCAUGGCUUCCCAGGGAAUUAAAGGUCCUCCAUACAAGUUCUUCUAUGGAAACACGAAGGCCAUAAUCGGCAUGAGUUGCGAAUCGAUAUCGAAACCCAUGGAUUAUCUCUCACAUGAUAUAUUCUCUUAUGUCCUGCCUCAUCAAUCCUCAUGGUUCAACAAAUAUGGGAUGAAUUUUCUAUUUUGGUUAGGUCCUCAAGCCUCCCUGGUAGUUUCGGAAUUGGAGCUGUUCAAAGAGAUACUGAACGAUAAAGAUAAAACUUACCCAAAACCAGACACCCAAGCAUAUGUGAAAAGGCUGAUAGGAGAUGGCCUUGUUGUGACAUCCAAUGGCGAAAAAUGGGCUAAGAUGAGGAAGCUCGCAAACUACGCUUUCCAUGCAGAGAGUUUAAAAAAUAUGAUACCAGCUAUGGUUUCUAGUGUUGAAAUGAUGAUCGAGAGGUGGAGAAAUCAAGAAGGCAAAGAAAUAGAGGUGUUCGAAGAAUUUAGGCUAUUGACAUCUGAAGUAAUUUCCAGGACGGCUUUUGGAAGCAGUUACACAGAAGGGAAGAAAAUUUUUGACAUGUUAAGGAAGCUGACAGUGAUAAUGUCCAGAAAUGGUCUUAAAGUUCCACUUCCUGUCAUCAGUAAGAUUUAUAAAAGUAGAGAUGAGGUAGAAGCAGACAAGCUUGAAAAGGGAAUAAGAGAAUCUGUUUCAGAGAUAAUUAAGAAAAGAGAAGAGAAGGUGAGGACAGGAAAAACAAAAGACUUUGGGAGUGAUUUUCUUGGAGUAUUGGUCGAGGCAUAUCAUGAGGAAGACCAAUUCAAGAAAAUUUCUCUUGAAGAGUUGAUUGAUGAGUGCAAGACAUUUUAUGUUGCUGGACAAGAAACCACAAACUCAUUACUUGCUUGGAUUAUCAUGAUCUUAGCCAUCCACACAGACUGGCAAGAGGAAGCAAGAAAGGAGGUGCUCAUGAUUUUUGGCCAGGAAAAUCCAAGUUAUCAUGGCAUCACAAGACUAAAGAUGAUGAGUAUGAUCAUCAAUGAAACACUAAGACUAUAUCCUCCUGCUUUGGGGGUAGUUAGAAAAACCAGUAGAGAAGCUCGACUUGGGAACCUCACUCUGCCUGCUGGUAUACAUUUACUUGUCCCAAUUCUAGCACUUCACCAUGACUCUAGUAUAUGGGGAGAAGAUGCUCAUUUGUUCAAACCAGAGAGAUUCUCAGAAGGGGUGGCUAAAGCAACAAACAAUAACAUUAAUGCAUAUAUUCCCUUUGGCACAGGCCCGCGAAUUUGUGUAGGCUUUGAUUUUGUCAUCACUGAAGCAAAAAUUGCUCUUUCAAUGAUAUUACAAUCUUACAACUUCACUCUCUCCCCGGCUUAUGUCCAUUCGCCUCAUCUGGUUUUUACACUUCGUCCGCAGCAUGGAGUUCAGGUGAUUCUUCACUCCUUGAAAAGCGAAGAUUGAGCGAGUGUUACAGAUUGCAUUCAAGUCCAGAUGAUGGUCAUGGAAAUCAUGUAUUAUAUAAGCUUAUGGGAUAAUGAGACUAAAGUUAAGCAUUAAAGUUGAGAAGAUCUUCAUGGAGUUUGUGUAAUUUAGAAUCUUAUGGAUUAGCUCAAGUGUUUGGAUAGCUUCAUUCUUCUCAAAUAUCUUGGUAAUUUGCAUGUUAUUGACGUGGAGAGUUGGGAAUAAAACUGUACAUGGGCUUGGAAA